This is a messenger RNA of Anastrepha ludens (Mexican fruit fly), 1290 nucleotides long. RefSeq names its product triosephosphate isomerase (gene Tpi). The coding region runs from base 49 to 915 and encodes 288 amino acids. Gene Ontology annotation, cellular component: cytosol. Gene Ontology annotation, biological process: glycerol catabolic process; glycolytic process; gluconeogenesis. Gene Ontology annotation, molecular function: triose-phosphate isomerase activity. NCBI's taxonomy places the organism in Eukaryota, Metazoa, Arthropoda, Insecta, Diptera, Tephritidae. The record is from RefSeq and is a predicted model, not a curated record. The transcript is spliced from 3 exons.
CGUACUGUACUUUAACUCCAAAGAAUUGCCCAGCGAAGAAAAAUAAAAAUGUUGACAGUCGCCGAAAGGGUCAUUGCAAGGUUAUUCAUUCGACCGUCUUCUUAUAAGUUCACUGGUUUGCAGAUUUCUCGUUCUCUCAGUAGCUGUGACAAAGAUAAAAAAGGCAAGAAAAUGUCGCGUAAAUUUUGUGUUGGUGGUAACUGGAAGAUGAAUGGUAACCAAAAAUCAAUCACCGAACUGUGCAAAAUACUUUCUGCAGGACCUUUAGAUCCCAACACGGAGGUUUAUGUGGGUGUACCGGCACCUUAUCUCAUGUACGUGCGUAGCUUACUACCCUGCUCCAUCAAUGUUGCUGCCCAAAACGCCUACAAAGUAGAAAAAGGUGCUUUCACAGGUGAAAUCUCGCCGGCCAUUAUCAAAGACACUGGUGCUGGCUGGGUUAUUUUGGGUCAUUCGGAACGUCGCCAAAUCUUCAAAGAGAGUGAUGAGCUCAUUGCCGAAAAAGUUGAGCAUGCACUAGCAUCUGACUUAAAAGUGGUGGCAUGCAUUGGUGAAACACUAGAGGAGCGUGAAUCCAAUAAGACGCAAGAGGUUGUUGCCAGACAAAUGUGUGCGAUAGCUCAGAAAGUUAAGGAUUGGAGCAAAGUUGUUAUUGCCUACGAGCCGGUUUGGGCUAUUGGCACUGGCAAAACUGCCUCACCGGAACAAGCCCAAGAAGUGCACGCCUUCUUGCGCAAAUGGCUGGUUGAAAACAUCUCAAAGGAAGUAUCAGACACACUACGAAUCCAAUACGGUGGUUCAGUAACUGGGGCUAACGCCAAGGACUUAGCCAAACAACCCGACAUCGACGGUUUUCUGGUGGGCGGUGCAUCUCUGAAGCCUGAAUUCGUGCAAAUCGUCAAUGCUAGACAGUAAAUGCUUCGAAAGUAUAUGAAGAAAAGCACAACUGCCACAAAAUCCAAAAAGUUGUGGCAUAGAAUUCAGGGGUUUACUAUUGUUAAUGAAUUACAUUGCCGUUAAAAGUGGAAAUAACCAUCUUUCCCAUUUUUUACUUUGCCUUGUGUGCAUAGCUAAUCGGCAGGUUGAUUUAUUGUUAUGGGUUGACAUAUUUUGGAGAGUUCGCAUUUUAUGUCGGGAAGUUAUAGUAAGUACUCAAAAUUAAAAGGCUAAAAAUAAUUGUAACUUUAUUGAACGGAAAAAAUGCAUCAUGUUACUUCCACCAUAUACUCGAAGAAAUUGCGAGUAAAUUUUAGAUUAUGAAAUAAAUGUUAAAAUUUCUACAACCCUAAA